AUGCCAGAGCAAUCGGCAUCAUCGUCUUGUGUUCGUUCCUACACAACAACUCGCAAUGUGUUGGUGUUGACUCUCUUUGUGGCGUCGACGGUCCUUCAGUUGCAUUUGAGAUGGGGACGAGAGAUUGCCGAUUCCUUCUAUAAAACGGCUCCAUGUAUGACUCACAGCAGCAGUCAAGAACUCUUGGAUAUGCCACCCGAAGCACAGCGGCAGUUAUUAUUGGCAUCUUCAUCAUCCAGUAGUAGUGAGACAACCAACGAGGUGGAUUCUACUCCAAGACAAAAACAAGAGACAACUGCUGUCAGUACUACUUCGACUGGCUUGCAUGCUCCCAAUUCCACACGGCUUCCACGCCCGAACGAAAAUGGGAUUAUCAUUUUUUACUUUCACAUUCCCAAAACAGGCGGAACGUCGCAAAUGGCUCCCUUUGCCCAACAUCCCGAUUGGCGUUAUCGCAUGGUCUACGGCGAUUCCAAACGAAAACGAUACAGUCGAGAAAUGUACUCCUGGCUCGAAAACUGGGAACCCGGCACGAAAGUCUAUUACGAGUACCAUGCCGGCAAGGCGGCGGCCUACAUGACCCAACAAGUCCGACAGGAUGUCUUGAUUUGGAGGGCCAUGGCAAAGCUACGCAAUAUUCCCUUUUUUGCCUUCACCGUGGUACGAGAACCCACCAGUAUGGCCGUCUCUCAUUUCAAUUUCUACUACGCCCAACCCAAGUACGACAAUCGAUAUUACUGGAGACCCAAUGCCACCGAAGAGGACUUUUUAGAAUUGUCCGUACCCAAUCCACAGUGUGUUUUUACACUCAAAACAGAAGUGGCCUAUUACGAAGACUAUCGAGAAAAACACGGACGUGCCGGAACACACGUCACGCAACAACAAUGUCGAGAUGUCUACGAUGCCUUUGUCACUGACUUCGAUUGGAUCGGAACCACCGAUGCCUUGUCCUACGAAACAUUCAAGAUAUUGGAACAACUGGGACACGUUCGCUACUGCAACGAAAUUCGCAACAAGGGAAAAGACCGCAUUCUCAAACACACCUUGUCGGCCACGACGUUGGAGUACAUUCGCAACACGACCUCGUACGACCGCGAGUGGUAUGUGCGCGCCAAACGCGAUUUUCCCAUUGCCAUGUGGAGCAAUUUUGAUCCUCCGCAAGGACCUCCACCGGUCCAUCGCAAAAAGAAAAUUUGCGUCUACAAAAAGGGACAGGCAUUGCCACCGGGGGAAUUGCCCAAGCGACCCGGAGAACGACGACGGUUCUUGGAACAGAAUCCGGGAUUUGUCGAAAUCAAAGAUCGGGAUUAAUAUUCAUUGAGUCUUGAUUCAUGAUUCAUUGGUUGCGACGGACCACACAACAAUAAGAAACUGACUGAUCAGCAGAAUGCAGUAUGAAGCACCAAUGCGCCAGCCGUGUGUAGCUUUGCCAGCCUAUACAACAGGACUCCGUACGGAGGAGAGUCAGACCUGAUUCGAUUGGUUAUAGAAUGUCGCUUUGAUUGAUUUUGUGCGCAGGUCACCCCACAAAUGAUUGAAUCUGGCUGGAGUCAGUCAUGUAAUGAUAGAUAGAUCAUUGUAGUUGCUGCCCCAUGAAAGCAAUAUUGCAUACUCCUCUCUUACUACCUUUGCC
Messenger RNA from Seminavis robusta, 1633 nucleotides. The record is from the annotation of a GenBank genome assembly. NCBI's taxonomy places the organism in Eukaryota, Bacillariophyta, Bacillariophyceae, Naviculales, Naviculaceae.